CGCGCUCGGCUCGGCUCCGGGCCUCGACCGAGCCCUCAAACUCGAGAGAUCGCUCCACCUGGCAGCCACCAGUCCUUCCUCUCUCGCUUCGUUGCUCUCGUUCAUCUUCAUCGUUCGCUUCAACUCGCGCGUUAACGAAACGCCGCGGUCGGUUCUUGGUUCGUUCAAGCGAUUGAGUCUCGUGAACGCGAGAGCUUUCCCGAACGUGCGCACCCCUCUUCCGCGAUAGGUGUCAGACGCUCCGUGUCCGCGGUGACGACAACGGACGACAACGUGCAACGGUCGGUACACGAGGGUUGCGCCUGAUAAUCGAAAGGUUCGCGCGAGAUCAGCCCGGUACGACCGCGAUUCGAACACGGCAUACAGGAACACGACGACGAGAACGACAUUGUCGGACUGACUGUCUCGGGACAUCGCUCGCGUCACGGGAUCUCCUAUGUGCCCUCUCAACGUGGACGCCGCCGCACGACGAGGUAUCACGACACCCGGGAUUGUCGCGUGCCCAGGCAAUCAUGGACGUUGAUUGUCCGAUCAUUAGCCUGAAGCGAUCCAGUAGCGCACCGAUGAUUAACGAGAUCAGUAGUGCGACCAUGUCCGUCACUACACCGUCUACGUCGUCGUCGAGGGAUGUGUCAGCCUACAAUGUGUUUCCGAAUUCGCCCCGUUUACGACGCUUCAGCACUAGUCCUCUCAUUCGAUUUCAGAGUCCUGGUAACGUUCCUAGAUUGACGCCAAGAGUUAGCCAGUUGAGACAAGAGGAGUGCAUAGACGUCGCCGGCCAGGAGGCGGCCCACGAGAAGGAAAUUCACAGUGCUAUGCAGAUAUCGCAGUCAUGGGAGGAUCUCACCUUGGAAGCAGAAGGACUGUCGUUCAAGGACUCGGACUCUUCUGUACAGCAACUUAGCAAACUAGAACGACCAAAAAGGCUACUAGAUCCUUUAAGCUUGAAUCUAUCCAUUACCGGGUCACCGCUGUGUUCAUCGCCAUCACCUACUAGAUCUGGAUUUCAGAGACAGUGCUAUUCUCCCAGCAUUCCACACAUUUGGAAGAACAAUUUGUCUCCUAGUCCCACAAGAAAAGCAUUUGCCACGAGGCGCAGUUUGAGUCCUAUCGCAAUAAGACCGAGCUGCUUGGGUCCGGUCAAACGAAAAUUCGAACUGGACGAGAGCGGAUUGGACAACUUGCAACCGCCAAUAAAACGUACCUCCGGCUUACUGACGUCGGUCGCAUCCAGAUUGGAUGCAUUGUCCAGCCCGCUUCCAGGAACAAUCAGUUCCGUCGGCACACCGGAGUCGUUGUCGAGCGCUGACUCGCCUGGUUUCUCUUUCCGACCGGUGGACAGUCCGUCGCCGGGGCGUGUUGUGCCCAACAGCGACAGCGAUUCCCUGUCGGACGCCAGCAAUCAGAGCAAAUCAACGGAUCAGGUGCGGACCGAUCAGACCAGUCAGGACAAUCACAGAUGAACACGAGAGUUUGUCGUCGGUCGCACGAGAGACUGAAGAUCGUUCGUGUUUCACAGAAUCUGAAUUUCUCGCGAAACAUCCUCGUUGUCGAAGAGCUGUGAAUUUUACGCCCGUCGGGGCGUGCGCUCUGACUCUCCUCGUGCUCCCGAGAUGCCAUUUGCGGCGUGCUUCCGCGCAAAUGUCAACUCUCGUCUUGCUUUUGUCCUGGUACGCCUGCUGAGACACGACGCGCAACGGCGGUACGUGAUCGAUCAAGACAAGAACCAAUCGGACGAGAUGCGCGACCACUUGCGUCGACAUAAUGUGUGGCGCGUUAGAAAAGGUAGUAUUUCUGCGAAAUCCUACUUUGGCAGUUGAUGUAUUUUCUCACGUCGGAGAUGUGAUCCAAUGAUGAAAAAAAAAGAGACGAUGAUGGAUGGAACUCCGGUGUUGAUUACGUAACUUACGUAAUUUUUACGCGAGAGAACUGACGGACCUCCUUCUCCGACGCGGUUCUCGAUGUAACAUAGCGCCAACAGUGUUCUCUCUUUUCCCUUCCUUCUCUUUUUUUUGAUUGUGCUGAACCAAACAUAUCGGCGGAAAGACGCUUUAUGUGCCUACAUGUGUAAUCCGUAACGUUUCGCGUUUAGCUCGAGGUGAGAUGCUCGCGUUUCUCCGACCAGGUUCUAUUCCCUUUCUUUUAAUCUUAUGAUACGAGCCUCUGUAUGUAUAUCGUAACUAGUAUAUAUGCGACGAUAACGUCUCGUCCUAUUUCUUUUUUUUAUUACGUUCUAUAAUUCCUUGGCCCUUGUUAUCUAUUUUUAACACGU
This is a messenger RNA of Pseudomyrmex gracilis, 2272 nucleotides long. RefSeq names its product protein FAM122A. NCBI's taxonomy places the organism in Eukaryota, Metazoa, Arthropoda, Insecta, Hymenoptera, Formicidae. The transcript has 5 exons. The coding region runs from base 513 to 1463 and encodes 316 amino acids. Gene Ontology annotation, molecular function: protein serine/threonine phosphatase inhibitor activity. The record is from RefSeq and is a predicted model, not a curated record.